UGUUGUGUGAUAGCAGGGAGCCUCAGCCCAGGGACCAUGCUAUGAACCCCGGGCGGUGUUGUGUGACUCAGGGAUCACGCUAUAAACCCCAGGGCGCGGUUGUGUGACUCAGGGACCACGCUAUAAACACCGCGACGGUGUUGUAUGACUCAGGGACAACGAUGAACCUCGGAGCGGUGUUGUGUGUUUAUUAGUAACGUUGUUAGAGGAACCGCGGUGGACAUGCCCCUUCCUCACGGCACCUCCCGUCCUCCGUUCGCUCGCGUCAUCUCUAGGUCUCCGCUAGGUAACGGCUUCUGCUCUGUCUGUGGAGACAUGAAUGUUAACAUGUCAAGCCAUUAUCCCGUUAACGUGUGAUGAAAUGUUUUUUUAAUCGAUAGUGGACAGGUGAUUGUUUCGUCAGGUCUUGAAUGUAGUUGUUACAAUGAGGUUUGACCAGCGUUUCGUUAGCUGAACGGAUAGCUCUCCGGCUAACAAUAGUCCUAGCACGCUAUCUCUAACGCUACAUAGCCAACGUUAGCCUGUCAGACCAUCAACAAAUAUUCUGAGCAUAUGAGGGCUGCCUGGCUAAUUAGAAAGCUGACCCUUAUUUGGCACAUAAAACAGCCUAAAUCAAGAUUAGGCACGCAUAAAACGAUGCAUAGGGAGUAGCAAUUAGGUUAGCCUGCAGGAGUUUGUCAAGGAGGGACGAGAACAUGAAGAGCUCAGUGAGUGUUUGCACUACCCCGUUGAAUGGACGCCAUGACCGGGACUCCAGACGCAAUAGGAAGGUUGCGGACAUCACAAAUGCCCUGAGUGUUAGUCCGGUGGAUGUAGCAGCCCUGAGGCGGAUGGCCAUCAGCGAGGGGGGACUACUAACAGAUGAGAUACGCUGUCAAGUAUGGCCUCGGCUUCUCAACGUCCCCUCACACGUUCUUGAACAGGAACCAGAGCGAGAAAACAACAAGGACUAUAACCAGGUUCUGCUAGAUGUCCAACGCUCACUACGGCGAUUCCCACCUGGUAUGCCGGAUGAACAGAGGGAGGGUCUUCAGGAGGAGCUCACUGACAUUAUCCUCAGGGUUCUGAAAAAUAACCCCCAACUGCACUACUACCAGGGUUACCAUGACAUUGUCGUCACUUUCCUAUUGGUCCUCGGCGAGCGGCUAGCAACUGCUCUGGUGGAGAAGCUCUCCACGCAUCACCUCAGGGACUUCAUGGACCCAACUAUGGACAACACCAAACACAUUCUGAACUAUUUGAUGCCCAUCAUUGAGAGGGUCAACCCUGAGGUGCAUGACUUCAUGCAACAGGCGGAGGUGGGCACCAUAUUUGCCCUCAGUUGGCUGAUCACCUGGUUCGGUCACGUUCUGUCAGACUUCCGCCAUGUGGUCCGGUUGUAUGAUUUCUUCUUGGCCUGCCAUCCACUGAUGCCUAUCUACUUUGCUGCUGUGAUUGUGCUGUACAGAGAAGAGGAGGUUCUGGAGUGCGAGUGUGACAUGGCCAUGGUCCACCACCUUCUGUCCCAGAUACCCCAGGACCUCCCGUACGAGACGCUCAUCAGCCGUGCUGGGGACCUCUUUGUUCAGUUCCCACCCUCGGAGCUGGCCAGAGAGGCCGCCACCCAGGAGAGCACAGCCGCCUCUACCUUCACAGACUUUGGUCUGGCGUCCACUCAGCAGCGGCCCGACUCCGUGCUCCGUCGCCGCCGUCGGCAGAAACAAGCGGCGCUGGAGAGCUCCGGGGCGGCGGGGCCCAGCGCCGUGGCAGUGGCGGGGCCCUCUGUGGCACGGCGCUUCGUGCGGCUGGCUGUCAUGGGCUUGACGGUGGCUCUGGGCGCGGCGGCCUUCGCGGUGGUGAACACAGCCCUGGAGUGGGCUCCCAAACUGGACCUGUUCCCUUGAGGGACCUUGCUCUCCCUAUGUCCACAACCUUGCUUGAUGAGCGGCCUCUUUAUAGGCCGUUCACAAAUUGACACUUUGAUCGGCUCAGACUGCUGGCUCAGUGUCUGCCAACAUAGAGCUCUUGGGGUCUCUCUACCUGUGUGGACAUCUUCACCAGAAGAGUCCUGUCUCUCUAGGAUCACGUUUUGACACAAGAUUUAGUUAUUCGGGGUUUGGACAGAGGCUAGCUACUACUGUAUUGAAGAGACACACAUUCAGAAACAAUAGAAUCUUUAUUUAUUUUCUAAUUUAAUAUAUAUUUGUAAAUAAUUGAUUUGAGGUUGUGCCCGGAGAACUAUGGUGAGCCAGAGAGGGAGAUAUGCUUGAUUGUCACUUUAUUUCUCGUUGCUGUCAAUAUAGACUACUGACUAGGCCUACAUGAUGAUUAUUGGGGGGAGUUUGACUGAGACCAAAUUGAUGUAAAGAAAAAAAAUAUAUAUAGAAAUCUUCCUUAAUGUUUUCUUAAUUACACACUGAUUAGUAUAGUAUGUAUUUUGCUCUUUGGGGGUAAAGCAGAAUCUGCAUAGGCUGCCAUUAUCUCAUUGUAGCGCUAAAAGCUAUCCAUUAUGACCUCCAGACUUUGGCAGGGUUGUUAUUUGACUAUUUAGAUUGAAAGGCACUUGCCACCAAAUUUCAGCCAAAGCAUUUUAACAUUACACCUCACUUUUUAGUCAAACAUUUCAUCAACCUGUCUGUUGGUUUUAUUUUUGCAAAUACACAUUGUAUAGUACAUUCUCAUGUUUAGUAUUGCUUCAUAUUAUGUAAUAGUUGCCAAGAUGCUCCAGAAAAACACAGAAAAAUAUGCAGAAAAAACAGACACUGUAAUCUGACCUGAUUUAUGGUAGUUGUAAAACCUCCGUAUUAGGAUAAAAUCUUUGCAAAUUUUGUACAGAAUGUAUAUUGAAGUCGGUUGGAAAACCACUUCCAUCUGACAAAUUUAAAUUGUCUUGUUUAAGCUGUGCUCAUGCAAUUGAGGCCAUCCUUUGCUUUUAACACCUUAUUGGAAAGUAUACCGGUAUUUAAGAUAUCACUUAUGUUCAUACUCUUGAAGACACUACACUCCACAUAUUUAGAAUUGCUGAAUGUAUUCCGCUCAAAUGUAAUAUGACCAACAUUUGUAAUCGAUAAACCAAUCAUGGCUGUUCGACAACUAAUUAGACUAUAGUUAAUAAAGUAAUUUGGGGUUUUAAAAUAUAAUUAUGUGCUACAUCAUAACUGUCCAUUUUUCUUAUUAUAGGCAGUCUGUGUGAGGUUGGUUAUUUUGGAUAUUUACUGAAAUGAAGAUGACCUGGAACACUUGAAGAUGGCUGCCUCAAAGUCAUCUAGUAGUGCUUUAUUAUAACUUCUAAAACAUCCACAUUUGAUUUAAAAUUUCUUCAAUCCAAAAGUUAUUAAUUUGCCUUUUUUGUAUACAUUUUGAUAUAAAUCAGUCAACUCACUCAUUAAAAAUUGUGCAAUAAAUUGUAAUAAACUGCAUUAUGCAUUGCUAACUGA
Gadus macrocephalus (Pacific cod) is the source of this 3416-nucleotide messenger RNA. RefSeq names its product TBC1 domain family, member 20 (gene tbc1d20). Gene Ontology annotation, cellular component: endoplasmic reticulum membrane. Lineage: Eukaryota; Metazoa; Chordata; Actinopteri; Gadiformes; Gadidae. Gene Ontology annotation, biological process: endoplasmic reticulum to Golgi vesicle-mediated transport; positive regulation of GTPase activity. Gene Ontology annotation, molecular function: GTPase activator activity. The record is from RefSeq and is a predicted model, not a curated record. Bases 696 to 1883 code for a protein of 395 amino acids. The transcript has 8 exons.